AUGGAUUCCUCCAUACUAUGGCCUGGACCUUUCAGAACAAAAGCGUCUUCCAUUUCUCGCGCCGUUCCUGCGCCAUUCUGGCAGAACAUAACAGCUAUAGUUGUUCAGUUCGAUCUUAGGGCACCUUCGGGCGAAUGGUACUUCCGCGCACCCGAUGGAAUCGAUGUCCACGAUUGCCCAUUCUUCGACCCAAGCCAGCCUGGAGCCGAAUUUGACACUCCUAUCGACAGAGAUGUUCUCGAAGCCGAGAUGCCUCCCGGAUACAACCCAUCCGAGCCCCCGGAGUCGAUGACACUGGAUCGUUUCGAAUGGCAUCUCAAUUCCUUGAACUCAGGCUGGGCACCGACCUGGAUAUUCCGCCUUGUUCCCGAGGACCGUCUUCUCCUUCCGCCCAUUGAAGCCUGGGCUCGUGCGCUCAGUCAGAUGCCACAAGUGAGGAGAGCAAAGCUCAAAACAACGCUGUCACUCCCAGUCGUCAAUAGGCAGUGA
Molecule: messenger RNA, 489 nt
Organism: Diaporthe citri
Lineage: Eukaryota; Fungi; Ascomycota; Sordariomycetes; Diaporthales; Diaporthaceae
Exons: 1
Coding region: 1-489 (162 amino acids)
Source: RefSeq, a predicted model, not a curated record